AUGGCUCCCGUCCAUCCCGACCCGAACAAAGAGAUUGCGGAAGAGAACUUGUCCCAUUUCGCGGAGCCGCCGCUGAUGUUAUCAUCAGACAUAAGUGGUCACGAGAAGCAGGUUCUCUUCAUAAGUACCGGUGCAGCUAACACACGCCCGGUGAGAGGCCCACGGCGUGACGAGGACGAGGACGAGGAGGAGGGGGACGAGGGGGAGGAGGAAGAAGGCGAGGAGGAGGAUGAGGAGGAGGAGUUGGCUGAUAAGCUGCACCUCCUCUUCGAUUUUAACGACCCCAAGGAACUCGAGGAGGAUAAGGAAUAUAAGCGGCGGUUUCUCCUCGAGCUAGUCGACUACGUCAAUUGCGGAACCAUGAAAUUCAACGAGGCGGUAUUCAAAGACAUCACGCGCAUGCUGGAGAUUAAUCUCUUCCGGCCGUUACCGCCGUCCGCGCCCGCGAUGUCCGGGUCGGAACCUAAGAACCCGAAGGAAGAGGAUCCGACUAUGGAAGCCGCGUGGUUGCACCUGCAAAUAGUCUACGAGCUGCUUAAGUAUGUCGUCUUUAACGAGACCGACCAGAGGCUAAAGCUUUUCGUCGACCAGCAGUUCAUCUUAAAGCUGCUGAACCUGUUCGACUCAGAGGACCCUCGCGAGCGGGACUAUUUGAAGAGCAUUUUACACCGGAUUUACUUAAAAUUCAUGGAUCAUCGGCAGUUCAUCCGCAAGGCGAUUAACGACAUCUUCGACCAAUUCAUCGAGUCGGAGCGGCACAACGGCAUUGUAGAGCUGCUGGAGCCCCUAGGGAGCUUUGUCAACGGGUUCGUGCUGCCUCUUGAACAGGAGCAUAAGCAGUCCCUGGAGCGAGUGCUGGUUCCGCUGCACAAGCCUAAGUGCGUAUCGAUGUACCACGAGCAGCUGUCGUACUGCAUCACCCAGUUUGUGGAAAAAGACCCGAAGCUCGCGGAUUUGGUGCUGCGCGGGUUGCUUAAGUUCUGGCCCUUAGCUAACAGCCAGAAUGAGCUGCUUUUCCUGGGGGAGUUGGAGGAGAUUCUGGAGCUCACUCAGGCGCCGGAGUUUGAGACAGUAAUGACGCCGCUGUUCCAGCAGAUUGCGCGCUGCCUCAGCUGGCACUUCCAGGUGGCAGAGCGCACACUGCGCCUAGAGAUGUUUCUGGACAUGGACAAGUGGCCAGAGAUGCUUAUGAUGAAUGCCAGCAACAAAUCCUCCCCUGGCCAAUGCAUGAGUGCUGUGGUGCCUUUGACACGCCUUAAAAAUCGCUGCAUGCAUGAUGCUCUCCCUCCUCUCCCCUUACCCACUCCCCCUCCUCCGCUCUCCUCCACAUUUCCACGUCUCUCCUCUCUCCAAGACUACUUUCCCCCCUCACUCUCCCCGUUCCACCCACCCUCCGCACUCGUUUCUGCCCAGGUAGUGAAAGAUCUGUCCAUCAAAGUUCGUAAGAUGUUUCUCGAGAUGGACGAGAUGGACACGAUGGCCGCAAUGGCCGCGAUGGCCGAGGAGGACGAGAAGGGCGAGGAGGACGAGAGCGAGGAGGGCGAGGAGGAUGAGGAGGGCGAGGAGCUCUACGUCGAUAAUCAGCGCCAGUUCCUAAAAGAAGAGGGUGCGAGAGAUUUAAUUCAUCAUUAA
Closterium sp. Naga37s-1 is the source of this 1632-nucleotide messenger RNA. Lineage: Eukaryota; Viridiplantae; Streptophyta; Zygnematophyceae; Desmidiales; Closteriaceae. The record is from the annotation of a GenBank genome assembly.